AUGCAAAGAUUUGGAGAAGGAGAAUAUUUUGCAUCUCAUUCAUCCCUUUCAAGAUUAUAUGGAAGUGCACUGUUAUUGACAUAUGUCAUCGACUCAAGACAAGUAUCAAGAUUUCCUUUUGGGUAUGUUGUUAACAACAGGUUAAAUGACACGCUAUGUCUUCCUAUAGCCUGCUUUCAGUUUAAUCAACCCGAAGGAUUUAAAUUUGAUAAUUUAAUUAAAGAGUCUCAAAGCAACUAUUGUCAAUAUCUUUAUCAUGGGCUAGGCAUUCCAGCUAAGAGUUAUCUUAUUGAGAGAGUUUUGCUCAUGCUAUCUCGUUUAUCUGGUAAAGGCCCUAAAGAGAAUUGUGGUAUUGUUAAAAACACAGAUUUUAAGUGCUAUUUCACAUGGUUUUAUGAAACAACUCAAGGAGUGAUUAAGUUAGGGGAAAGUGAUUCAGAAGCGUUAACCCUCUUACUCAAUCACGAACACACAACAGGACUUGUUCCUAUUAAUUUAGAAGUUGGACGUGUAUUAGUUGAUUUAAAGAGUAUGUGCAUAUUUAUUGAUAACUAUCCUUAUAAGUUAAUUUUUAUGAAUGAUAGUUUGUCUUGA
This is a messenger RNA of Entamoeba dispar SAW760, 594 nucleotides long. RefSeq lists its product as uncharacterized. NCBI's taxonomy places the organism in Eukaryota, Evosea, Mastigamoebida, Endamoebidae. The transcript has a single exon. The record is from RefSeq and is a predicted model, not a curated record. The coding region runs from base 1 to 594 and encodes 197 amino acids.